AUGUCAUAUCCAUCUAUUACCAUUAUUGGGACUCUAGCUUUUAAAUCACAUGCAACACCAGAUAUUGUUCAUAAUUUACUAUCACUGGUCAAUGCUCAUCAACAAAUAUCUCGAAUUAGUGACGCAUCAUGGCGUUUAAAUAAUAAAAAUCAACUAUUACUCUUUACUCCAACCAGAGAAAUAUUUUCAUUAUUAUUAACAAAUACAUAUCUAUUCAUUACUGGUAUAUGUUCCAUACCAGUUACACAUUCAUGUCCUUUACCAGCUCAACUUUCACUUUUUCUUUUAAAUUAA
This is a messenger RNA of Rotaria sp. Silwood1, 294 nucleotides long. The record is from the annotation of a GenBank genome assembly. Lineage: Eukaryota; Metazoa; Rotifera; Eurotatoria; Philodinida; Philodinidae.